This is a messenger RNA of Chaetomium globosum CBS 148.51, 1311 nucleotides long. RefSeq lists its product as uncharacterized. The transcript is spliced from 3 exons. The record is from RefSeq and is a predicted model, not a curated record. NCBI's taxonomy places the organism in Eukaryota, Fungi, Ascomycota, Sordariomycetes, Sordariales, Chaetomiaceae. Bases 1 to 1311 code for a protein of 436 amino acids.
AUGAAGUCGGCACUCUCGGCCGGCCUCGUCGCCGCCCUCCUCUGUCCCACAGUUGUCAUCGCAGGCUCGACAUGUCCAAAGACAGCACGCGGCUCACACCGUGUUACCUGCUCCAGUGAGAUUGACUUCACCGAAGUCCACGAGGAGGGCCACCGCCAUCACGGUCACCACAAGAAGAGGCUCGAGACGACACGUACGAUCAGCCUCUACAGCUGGUCAUUUCUCUGGAACUGGGUAGCCAAGGAUGACUGCCCCAAGACCACGGCCCACUUGUCAACACUCCUUCCGCUCCUUGCCAACACCCAUCACGGGAUCAAGUGCAAAGUUGAGGUCGAUUGGGCCCUUGAACAUGGCGAGUCGCACGGUUCAGCCUCCGGCGGCUCCCACAACGACGCCAUCGAGCAGUCCCAUGGUGCCUCUGGGAACCAGUCACAUUGGGAGUACGCUGGCCACGGCCAGAUCGACUGGCUGUCUUUACCCGCCAAGAUGGAGUGGCCUUUACACGCGAGCUUCGACCGUCCCGACCAGUUCACCGGGUCGGGGGAGCUGGGCGCCAAGUACGAGGUGGCUGGCCAUGGUGACGUGAACAAGCUUGAAAUCCACAGUGGCCAUGGCAACGACUUUGCUCACUCAUGGGCCCGCGACGAACACUUUGGAUUCGGCGAGCACGGUGGGUAUGACGAGCACCAGGACGAGGGACACAACAACGAGAUUGGCAAGAUUGGCAAGCGCUCCCACCACCACAAGGAAGUGCCCCGCCCCUCGGUGAGCAAAGACCAUCGCAAGUUUGGCGGACACUACAACACCAAGACUCUGCACUCCUGCUGGGUCUUUGAGAAGUACCACGUCAGCUCGCGCCAGGUCAUCCCCCAGAAGAAGAAGCACCAUGGGCACCACAGGGGACACAAGGGACACGAUGCCGAGAUCGAGGCGAUCCCCGUGAUUCCUUUCCACCAGCCCACCUGGUCGAUCUGUGAGCCGCAAAUCCCCCUUCCGGUUCCUUGUGAGGAGGAAUGCCACGGCGAUUCUUGCGGCUCAAAGCAGGAUGAUUGCAAGGGUGAAUCUUGUGACCUAAAACAGGACAACAAAGAGGACAACAAACAGGACAACUGCAAGGCCAAUUCUUGUGGCUCAGACAACUGCCAUCAUGACUCAUGCAACGAGAAGGAAAAGGUUGUCGAGGAUUGCAACACCAAGUCCUGCGGCGACAAGAAGAAGGAGGACACACUGCCACGACGGGGUCUGCACUCUCAAACAGACACGUCCCACUGCGGUGAGGAUGGCGCCGACUCGGAGGGCAAAUCCGAGUGA